Messenger RNA from Dufourea novaeangliae, 1151 nucleotides. RefSeq lists its product as uncharacterized. Bases 109 to 966 code for a protein of 285 amino acids. The transcript has 5 exons. The record is from RefSeq and is a predicted model, not a curated record. NCBI's taxonomy places the organism in Eukaryota, Metazoa, Arthropoda, Insecta, Hymenoptera, Halictidae.
UAUAAAACAAACAAACGUACUUAUCCACGACAAGUCGAAGACACGCAAUCCGGUCAUUCGAUAGUAACAGCUCAUCGAAAACAUCAGUGUUACCGGAGUGGAGAAGAUAUGGAAAGGACGAGAAACGUAGUGGCAUUGCUAGGACUGAUUCUGUUCCUCAAAACAUCGAACGUCGAGGGCGACGUCGACGGACAUUCGUAUCCAAGAUAUUCUCAAUCUCAUCAUAGGCAAAAGAGACUGCUUUGGGUAACUAAUGACGGUCGAAUUGCUUUACCGCCAGGCACGAUAAUGACCAUAACUCCGACACUAGCGUUGCCAUUUGUUAGAUAUCCGCCCUAUGGUUUUCUCAGCAACAUGACCAUCAGUCUUCCUUUUACUAUCGAUUUCGACAAGCUUGGUCUGACUGACAACGAAAACCCUUACGGGGUUUUACCAUCAGCAUUCGACUCUACCGGGAGGGAUCAAGGUUCGAGCACGGCGGAAUUUAUGGCGGCGUUUGUAAAGCGUAGUUUUAGUAAAAGAGAAGCGAUUACAGAUUUACCAGAAAACAACGCGUUUCGCGGAGGCGAAAGAGCACUGUUAUAUAGUACGGCCGAGGAUAUGCUUGUGAAUUUCGGCUUGAACGGAAAAGCGUGUCUCCUAAGAGCGAUCUGCGAGGUCCAAGGUCAUCCUUUAAGUAAUUUCGGUCUAAUUGGGGAAAUGCUCAAGCUCUUUUUCACAGCAAGCAAAUCACCGUUCGCGAAUCUUUUAACGGACUACGUCGAAGCUGAAAACCGAGGAAAGUUCCAUGGAGAAUGUUGGCCUUAUUUCAAAGAUUGUCCAAAGUCGUUGUUCCGUCCAUCAGAGAACAGAUACACAAAAGAUGCUUUUCACAAGGGUACCGACAGCGUUGAAACGAUCGAGCGAGGGCAGAAGAAGGGGCAACUUCCUGGAUAUACGAAACGCUUGUUACACCCUUCUAUGUAAAUAUAUCCAAGCGACUAUACAAAUCAAAGGAAGCAUCGUUGAAAAGCAAAACAAAAGUUACGCGGUCGACUCGUCAGGAACCUAAAUUCAUGUGCAUUUCACGUUUUAUUGGCCUCUGUGACCAAUGUUACACGCAAACAUACACGCGACUCUCUAUCGCCAUAUUAUUUUCUAGUAAUAUUAUC